This is a messenger RNA of Paramormyrops kingsleyae, 2730 nucleotides long. The record is from RefSeq and is a predicted model, not a curated record. NCBI's taxonomy places the organism in Eukaryota, Metazoa, Chordata, Actinopteri, Osteoglossiformes, Mormyridae.
UCCUGUCGGGCCAUCGGCAGCAACAAAAAGGGAGAAGGAAGCCAUUAAGCCAUUGCUUUUCGACUUUCAUUUUGGCGUACAAGUAUAUGAUAUUAUAUUUUAACAGGCUGAUUCGGUGAGAGUGUUUUUUUGUGGCUUAAUUUUUUGCGGUCCUUAAUUUGCCAAGCCGCGUUUGCAGUCUGACGACUUUCCCCUCGGACGCUUUCGGCCCAAAUCGGCAGAGGCCGGAGAAAUGGACGAGUCCGAAUCGGCGGCGAAGGAACUCGGGCUGGAGGAGGCGCCCGAAGCCACCGCCGUUGUGCCGGGAGAGGAGGGGGAGAACUCGGAUACCGAGUCGGAGGCCGAAGUUACUACGAUGGCCGUAAUGGGGGAACCGGGGAACAUCGAGAUCGGAGCCGAGUCCUUGCCGAACCCAGACGAGGCCGCGUUUGCAGAAGUGACAACAGUGACGAUGGGGGAUGUCCAGGGCUCCGGGGACAACGUAUUUACUACAUCUGUCGCCACAGCAGCUUCUCUCUCAGAACACGUCCUUACCGGCAGGACCACCUUACAGAUUGCGGACAGCCUCAACACCCAGAAGGCCACCCUGAUUGUGGUCCACACUGACGGGAGCAUCGUGGGAGCUACGGGACUGAAGGGGGCAGCCACACCCAUGACCCCUGGUCCCCAUAUGCCCACGACUACUCUGCCUCCCGAGCACGAAAAGGACGGCUCCAAGUAUAACUGGGACCCCUCGGUGUAUGACAACGAGCUGCCAGUGCGGUGCCGAAACACCAGCGGCAUCCUGUACAAGAACCGGCUGGGCUCAGGUGGGAAAGGGCGAUGCAUCAGGCAUAACAACAGCUGGUACACACCCACCGAGUUUGAGGGCAUGUCGGGCCGGGCGAGCAGCAAGGACUGGAAGAGGAGCAUCCGCUACGCAGGCCGUCCGCUACAGUGCCUCAUACAGGAGCGUAUCCUAAACCCGCACGCAGCCUCCUGCACGUGUGCGGCCUGCUGCGAUGACCUUUCCUUGGUGAGUCCGUUUCUGAUGGCCCUGAUACCCCAGUGUGCCAAGGAUGGGGCGUCUUUCAGAGGGGAGAACGUAAAUAUGACCGGCCCUGUGAGGCUGUUUGUCCCCUACAAGAGACGAAAGAAGGAGAGCGACCGGCCUGCUACCCCCGAGAAAAAGGACAUCCAGACUCCAAAGAACAUCACCUUCGCACCUGGUGCCACCAUCACCGUUUCGCCGUCAGGGCAAAUCACCACCUCUGGCACGCUGACGUUUGACAGGACCCCGGCAGGUGAUGCUGCCACCAUAAUAUCUGAGAGCCCUGCCCAGGCAGAUGUCUUCACCAGUACAGCAGUCCUGACAUCUCUACCGGCGCUGGCUGUGGCCCCCCAGCCGGUCCAGGCCAAAGCUCCCUCCCCCGGUCUGCCCGGUGGGCUGGAGACGGGGGAACAGCGCACCUGGCUGUACCUGGAGGAGAUAGCCAACAGCCUGCAGAGCAGCGUGCAGCAGCUGAAAGCACUGAUCGACCACGCCAAGCAGGCCAGCCAGGCCGGCCAGGAAGCCCUCGUGACCCAGGACAAGGCAUCUUCCGAAAGGAAGGAGUCUUUCCCAGGUCAGCUAUCCUUCCAGCAUGCAGAUGACCCCGAGGGGAAAACAACAGAGAUCAUCAUAAAGCAAAUGUGCGUCAACUGCGGAAGGGAGGCCAUGAGUGAAUGCACUGGCUGCCGGAAGGUCAACUACUGCUCCACAUUCUGCCAGAGAAAGGACUGGAAGGACCAUCAGCUCUGCUGCCAGCCUGCUGCUGCUGUGUCUAUCCAGGGGGAGGACCAGAUGCCCCCAAUGGACAUGGAGAAGGUUAAGGUGUAACGUGCUGCUGAGGCACGUCGGUGCCCAUGGCAACGUGUGACAGCGGACAGGCGUGUGGGAGCCACCGUCCUGAUAAGCGCACAGUCCUCACUGUCCUGCUAGCAAAGACUUUGAUGAAAACCCCGCAUCUGGAGAGAGGAUUACAUCAGCCCUGUCAGAUUUUGUUAGGUAUAAAUUUGCUCUCUUUUUGGGUGCAAUGGAGGCAAGAUAAAGUUCAUUGCCAUUUGGGUCGGUAUGCUGGAUGAUUGCCUCUCUUCAUGAAACAGAAGUUUCCAUAUUUGACAAGCUUUGAUUGGAUAUCUGGAACCCAUUUUUCCUGAUCAGGAAAAUUAGGUUUUUUUUUUUUAAAAAAGCUUUACGCAUUUGCUGAUUGUUGACUCUCACCUACUUGACCCUCACGAAAAGGAAGCAAUUUUCUCAUCCCCUGCACAUAUCGUAGCAGUACGAUGCUAUGACUCAUAUUCAGACAAAUGUCCCAGACAAUCUGAGCAUGGGCUGAUCAUCUGGAACACACUGCACUAUUGAUCGGAACACAAACGGAUCUGUGCCAUCUGACAAGCAGACAGAGCCAGUGCGGGGCCUGUUUCUUGGAAUUUACUUUGGAAUUUGGAACAUUAUUUUUUUAAUGUAUUUAUUUAAGUGAAAUAUAUUUUCUACAGUUUAUUGGGGAGGGAUUAAUCUUUGAGGUAUGACUCCUUGUGACCAGAAUUGGUUUGUGGUCGCCUUGGGUCUUCUGUGUGUUCUUCUGUUGAUCUGUUUGGAAAAUCUACCAAAGAAGCGUAGUGUUACGCUGAAAACAACGGAAGUGGUGAAAAGUGAGGAAAAAAACACAACUGACACUUAUUGAAAUUAAAGAAAACCAUGUGAAACAU